AAAGAUCCAAUUCGUCAUAUCUCAGAUCGGAUAAUCCUAGUAAACUGGUAGAAAUCCAUCGGAUGGCGCUCUUGAUGCCUUGGAGCUGAUGCGCAGGGAGCUGUCCACGGCUCUGAAACUACAGCGGAGCGGUUUAAGCUUUCAGACGCUUCAUGCGAAGCAGCUGAACCAUAUUCUUCUUUAUUUUGAGCCACAGAGAUAACAUUAUUCUCAGAGAAGGUGAAAGUGAUGGCUGACAUCACAGAAAACGCCAGUCGUGCCGCUGAAUUGAUCAAGUGUCGUCGCGCGCUGCGCAGGGAGUUCUGACGCGGUUAUUCCCCUCACGAGCUUCUACAUUGAUACUUCACCAAAAUGUACAGAGAUGGACCAGUGUGCUGGAUUACUUAUGACGCUAUUUGGAAACUAUUAUGAAUAGGAGUUCAACAUCACCAAAUGAAUGACCAGCUGCUUACUUUGCUCAGCAAUCUUCGGAUGUUUUUCUUCGAGCAACUUCAUCAAAGAGCUUUCAUUUAAAGAAAGGCUUUUGCAUUUAACUCGCAUAUUAAGUAACUAAACCGGGGGAAAAUAAUAAAGUAAAUUAUGCCUUUGAGUAUGUUGUUGCACAGCCCGCGUGAAAAAUGAUUGCUGUAAAUAGCGAGUGUAUAACUAUGAUGAGAAGAUGCCUGCUGACGUUCAAACCGUUCAGGAUAUUUGUGGCGGGAAUCGGUUUCUUCAGUCUGUGUUUCUUAAUGACCUCUCUGGGGGGGCAGUUCUCGGCCAAGCGACUGGGCGAUUCCCCAUUCAGCAUCCGAACCGAAGUGUUGGGCGGUCUGGAGUCUCGUGGGGUCCUGAGAAAGAUCAGUGAUAUGUUGGAGAUAAUCAUGAAGAGGAUCGACACCCUAUCGAAAAUGAGCAACAACAGCGAAUCCCACAAACUGGAGGAGCUGAGCUCCGCUCUCCACAGAUUCCAGCCGGUAGGUCUGGUGGAGCGAAUCCAGGCCAUCGCCCAGAACGUUUCUGACAUGGCUAUACGUAUGGAGCAGAUUCUCAAGAAUACUAACAUCCCAGGCAGAGGCCGAGAUGGAGUUAUAGGCCAGUGCGAAGUCCCUAAGGAUCCUGGGUACCCGGAUUGCGGCAGUAAAGUGGAUUGGAUGAGAGCCAGGUGGACAUCUGACCCUUGCUACUCCUUUUAUGGAGUAGACGGCUCCGACUGCUCUUUCCUUAUCUACCUUAGUGAAGUAGAGUGGUUCUGCCCCCCACUGGCCUGGAGGAAUCAAAGCAGCCACCCCACAACCAGCAGCCUCCCAAGAAGACAGGCAUUUUUCCGCUCCGAUCUGUCUUUACUGUUGGAACGGGUCGGCUCGGGCAAAGAAUCCUUAAGCUUCAUGAGAAGGCGUAUGCGCAGACUGGCUGCGCAGUGGGCUACAGCUGCACGCAGACUUGAGGAGCGCCUGCGCGGUCAAUACAGAGAGCAGAAGAGGAUCCUGGUGCAUGUUGGCUUUCUGACAGAGGAAUCUGGUGAUGUGUUCAGUCCAAAAGUGCUGAAAGGUGGGCCACUUGGAGAGAUGGUCCAAUGGGCAGACAUCCUCACCACCCUUCAUGUGCUGGGACAUAACCUCAAGAUUUCACUCUCAGUAAAAGAACUGCAGGGGUCACUUGGCGUGCCUCCAGGAAGAGGAAGCUGUCCUCUGAUUGGCCCGUUGCCCUUUGACCUUAUCUAUACAGACUACCACGGCCUGCAGCAGAUGAAACAGCACAUGGGUCUUUCGUUUAGACAGCACAGGUGCCACAUCCGUGUGAUCGACACCUUCGGCACAGAGCCAGCGUAUAAUAAUGAGGAGUACGCCACACUGCAUGGCUACAGGACCAACUGGGGCUACUGGAACCUCAAUUGCAAGCAGUACAUGACCAUGUUCCCACACACUCCUGAUAACUCCUUCAUGGGUUUUGUGACUGAGGAACUAAACCAGACUGAAAGAUUCAACAUACAAAGAGACAAAGUCAACAACAUGGCUGUGGUUUACGGCAAAGAAGCCAACAUGUGGAAGGGUAAGGAGAAGUUGCUGACCAUCUUACACCGUUACAUGGACAUCCAUGGGACAGUGUACUAUGAGACACAGCGUCCCCCAGAGGUGCCAGCAUUCGUCAGGAACCACGGCUUACUGCCCCAACAGGAGUUACAGCAGCUUCUGAGAAAGGCUAAGCUCUUCAUGGGAUUUGGCUUUCCCUAUGAAGGCCCUGCCCCUUUAGAGGCCAUAGCCAAUGGCUGCAUAUUCCUGCAGCCAAAGUUCAACCCCCCUCGCAGCUCCCUCAACCAUGAGUUCUUCAGAGGCAAGCCCACUUCCAGAGAGGUGUCAUCUCAGCAUCCGUACACUGAACAGUACAUCGGCAAACCUCAUGUCAUAACAGUAGACUUCAACAACUCUCAAGAAUUUGAGACAGCUGUUCAAGACAUACUCAGAGACAAGGUGGAGCCCUUUAUACCAUAUGAGUAUACUUGUGAAGGCAUGCUGGAGAGAGUGAAUGCUUACAUUCAACAUCAGGAUUUUUGUCAUCGCAUCAGUCCAUUCCCUAAAGCCAAUGAAUCCAGAUCAUGGCCUGGGAAUCCACCCAGUCCUUUCCUUCAUCUGCCCAACUCCACAGCUUUGAUCUGGGCUCCCAACAUCACUGCUCCGGCCUGCUGGCCCCCUCUCAGUGCCCUCCGGCUCUUCCUGUCUCCAGAAGCCUCGUCCUGUGUGAAAACCUGCCAGGAUGCCGGUCUAAUCUGUGAGCCAGCUUUCUUUCCUUUCAUCAACAAUAUGGAGGCCUUCAGUGGGCUUAAUGCUCAGUGUGAGUCUUUGGAAGCGGAGAAGAACCAUGUGUUUCCAGCUGUACAGGUGGAGAGGAGAGAGUGUUUUCAGCAAAAGGAGCCUCUGCUGUUCAGUUGCGCUGGAGUUAGUGCCAAACACCAGCGGCUUUGCCCAUGCAGAGACUACCUCCAUGGCCAGGUGGCGCUGUGCAGGGACUGCCUUUGAGCUUUCCCCAUAGACCUUUAAAGAUGUCUGUGGUAAACUGAGGCCAGCCCUGGGCAGUUAAACAUGUCAGAAUCCCCAGAAUGCUGGUAUCUACAGCUUCAUGGGAAUUGCUGGACUGAGGUCAUUGACGUCAAGCUUGAAGAUGCGUCUGAAGAAGUGUCCUCACUCUUGGUUACUUUGAUCCAAAGCAAAACUUUGCCUCCAGAUGAGCUACUGAUGGUAAGCGAGAUGGUACCCUGAUGUUCACCAUCUUUAGAGUCUACUGUAUCUGAAAAAAAAAAAUAAAAUCCUGGUGGUGGUUACAAGGUUGGAUGCAAAAAUAAAUGCAAAAUACAGUUUUGAGUUUGGAGCUCCUUUGUGAUGCAGGUCAGACUCGAGUAGCUGAAGUUUUAUGAAUGCUGAAAGUGCCAGAAUAAACAUGAAUUUUAAAGUCAACAUGAAACAUUAUAGAGUGUUUCAGGGGAUGGCAUAUUUUUGUAGGCCAAAACUGGGAAAUUGGUUAGUAUUUUACCACUUCUGGCUUGUUCGUCCUAAACUCUUGAAUCGGUGUUUGGUUAAAUGUCUGAAAUAAGGUCUGUGAUUAACAUGAACUCAAAAUAUUUUCAUGUUUUAUUCUACAACAUGAAAUACAUCAUUAAUACCCCCUUUUUAAAGGAUUUCUUAUCUUGAAAAAGGCGGCUGCUAGUGUCUAAUGUGACUGUAGAGGUUGUCAAGGACAUUAAACAUCAUCAGCUGAACAGGAAAACUCAUCUACUCACUAGAAAAAUCCUAUUGGGUUUUUGUCUAGGGAACCAGCGUGACGCUUAACUUACUGGUCGGCCUACAAAAAUAUAUCACUGUAGCACACAACCAUUUUAAUGUUAUAUUUUGGACUCAAAUAGUACAUUCAAAGUGUAGGGUAAGACGUAGUUCCUUCAGUCUGGAUCUGAUUUUGAAAAGUGGAUGGAUGGAUGGAUGGAUGGAUGGAUCCAAUCGUGCCAAACAAUAUGUGGUACUAAUGCUAUACCAACACUUUGUUUAGGGUUUAGAUUUAUAUUUGGGUUAGUAUUUCUUACCAUGUUGUGUAUGCAGUCAGCACUGUGAUUGACAUGACCAGUGAAAUGUUUAGAAUCAACUUUGGGGCGGGUUUGCACUGAACUGGUUUGGAGGGGGGAAAAAAAUAUGCAGUGGAGUCAGAGCUGAACGUGAUUUCACAGUGUUUUUUGGAGAACAACUCUCCUACUGAAACACUUCCAUCAUCCUCUUUUUAGGAGACUUUUAGACCAGUUCACCUUGCAUUACCAACAACAGUAUAGCCUGAAGCCAUGCUUAAUAUCUAUUUGGCUGUUGGUUAACAUUAAACCUUUUAGGCACAUUGGUAUGGUGCAUUAGAGAUUCAAGUUAGAACCUUUCCAUUUUGCUGUAGUUUCCUUGGAUCCACAUGGUUGCUGCUGCCUUACACCUCAAUCUUGUUUUGUUUUUUGUUUUGUUUUUUACACAUUUUUGUAGACAUUUUAAACUUUUUUCUAUAAGUUAACAUUACAGAAUGGGAUAUAUAAUAUAUAAUUAUUUAUUUAUUGAAAUUUUUAACACAUUUAAUGCACCCACCAUUUCAUACAGUUGAUGGUGACAAAUUUGAAGCAGGGCAACAACUCACUGUGUGAUGGAGCCUUUAGAAUGCAGCUAUAUACCCCUUAAACUCAAGAUAUCAGGGAAAAAUGUCCCUGUAUGAGUUUUUUUCCUUAUAUUUAUAUCAUGAUAUAGUUAAGCAAUAUCACACGAGUGCUGUUUUGUCCCGAAUAGCAUGUGCAAAUGUGAUACUGAUUUUAUACAACAGUUCAAUAAGAAGUUAUAUUUUAGACAAAAUAUUGUCUGCUUUUGCUCAAUUUAGCUAAAUAUUACCUGUAAAGAAAGAGCAGAACUGUUGUGGGUCUCCAAGCAACACACAGCAAUGUUUAGUUUCUGAAUGAAUCAGCGUUUUGAGAAAAUCAAUUGCGUGAACCAAUGAUAUAAUGGCUCAUACAUAAAGAGAGGCAUUUACUUCAUUCCUGAAUGAAUCAGCCAUUUGAAAGAAGCGAAUGAAUGACUCAAUGACAUUUACAGCCACCUACUGGCAGUUUUAGUUUCAUUAUUAUUUAAUUAAAAAAAAA
This is a messenger RNA of Megalobrama amblycephala (Wuchang bream), 5122 nucleotides long. Its product is annotated as alpha-1,6-mannosylglycoprotein 6-beta-N-acetylglucosaminyltransferase B-like. Lineage: Eukaryota; Metazoa; Chordata; Actinopteri; Cypriniformes; Xenocyprididae. Gene Ontology annotation, cellular component: Golgi apparatus. The record is from RefSeq and is a predicted model, not a curated record. Gene Ontology annotation, biological process: protein N-linked glycosylation. Gene Ontology annotation, molecular function: alpha-1,6-mannosylglycoprotein 6-beta-N-acetylglucosaminyltransferase activity.